This is a messenger RNA of Stylophora pistillata, 3081 nucleotides long. RefSeq lists its product as uncharacterized. Gene Ontology annotation, molecular function: zinc ion binding; metallocarboxypeptidase activity. The record is from RefSeq and is a predicted model, not a curated record. Gene Ontology annotation, biological process: proteolysis. NCBI's taxonomy places the organism in Eukaryota, Metazoa, Cnidaria, Anthozoa, Scleractinia, Pocilloporidae.
UUUGAUCUUGUAGUAAACUGUUCUUGUAAACUUUAUUGAAAUUUUUCAGCGAAAUAGCUCUAGAGAGGUAAAGAUGACAAUGUAUAUCCUGUAGAAGGGCUAAUGUAUCUGCUGCAUUUCAAUCAAGAUAAUUUAGAUCAGAACUGCUCCGAAAUCAGGCGUGACCGUUUGGAACUGAAGAGUCUCGUAAUUACCUUGUAGUUACAGAAUGCUGUCAGCACUGUAUACUACAAGUCAGGCUUUCACGUGCACGUGAUGAUCCCGAAGGUUUGGAGAUGAUACGCUAGGGUUGUGUUACUGUUUUGAUCGAAGCGGGAAGGGUUGCACGUCGCGAGCUCAUCAACUCAAGAACCAAAUGAAAGACAAAGUUGUCCACGCGAGCUCACAAAGCGAUGAUAACAGCGAGGCAUUGAAACUAUCUUCUUCAGCAGUCCCUCCGUUUUAUAUCCCUGGUUCCAAAACUUAGAGAACCUAGAAAUUUGUAUGCAUUCAGUAAAGACAAAGGACAACAGUCUUCUCCGAGAUGGCCAUAUCAGAUGAAGAUUUUGCCAACAACGCCCAAACACAUACAGCAAAUUCCAAGAAAUCCAGAAGCUUUCAUUAAGCCAGAGAAGACAGCAGAUGAUGAAAGUCUAACAAAGUUACCUUGUGAAGAGGGUAAAAUUGUAUAUAACAAUGAACCAGGGCCUGAAAAAUAUUUUCUCAGGUCACCUGUAGGUGGCACCCAGAUUUCCAACAAACCUUUUUACAAGAUUAAGUCUCCGGAGGACUCCACUCUGCUAUUUGAAUCUCGGUUUGAAUGUGGAAAUCUCUUGAGGGCAGUGAAAGUUAAUGAUUCUGAGUACCAGCUAUGGCUUAGAAAUGAUUUGUACACCAACAAACACACACAGUGGUAUUACUUCAGAGUACAGAACACCAGACCAGCUGUUCAAUACAAGUUUACCAUAAUGAAUCUCUUUAAAUCUGGCAGCUUGUAUAAUGAAGGAAUGAGGCCUUUGUUUUACUCCGAACUGGAUGCAGCAACAAAGAAAAUUGGCUGGGUCAGAACUGGAAAGAAUAUAAAGUACUACAAGAAUGCGAUCAAGCGUGAAGAUACAACAAAAGAGAAGUACCAUUACUCGUUUACAUGGACUUGUGAAUUUCCUAAUGAGAGUGACACAUGUUAUUUUGCUCACUGUUAUCCUUACACCUAUUCGGACUUGCAGGAACAUCUUCAAAACUUGAGAAAUGACCCAGUGCGAUCACGGAUAUGUAAACAAAGAAUGUUAUGCCGGACUCUUGCCGGCAACUUUGUUUACACACUCACCGUCACGAAUCCAUCAAGAAGACCAGCUGAUGCUGAGGCCAAACAAGGAGUGGUAGUAACAGCAAGAGUUCACCCCGGAGAGACAAACUCAAGUUGGAUGAUGAAAGGACUGUUAGAUUAUCUAACAAGCAAUGCUGCUGACGCAAAGCUCCUCCGAGACAUGUUAAUUUUCAAGAUUGUUCCCAUGUUAAAUCCUGACGGAGUGGUGGUUGGUAACUAUCGGUGUUCGCUGGCCGGGAGGGACCUGAACAGGAAUUACAAGACAGUGCUGAAAGAUUCGUUCCCUCCCAUCUGGCAUGUCAGGAAUAUGGUUCGCAAAUUAUUAGGGGAACGUGACAUAACACUAUACUGCGAUCUCCACGGACACAGUCGUAAGCAGAAUGUGUUCAUUUAUGGCUGUGAAAAUCGGUUCGACCCUCUGAAGAGGUUGAGAGAAAGAGUGUUUCCUGUGAUGGUUUCUAAAAAUGCUCCAAGCAAGUUUUCAUUUAAAGGUUGCAAGUUCAAAGUGCAGAAAAGCAAGGAAGGAACUGGUCGGAUUGUUAUGUGGCAUAUGGGGAUUUUGAACAGUUUUACCAUGGAGGCUACUUUCUGUGGUUCGUUAAUAGGUAAACGCGCCGGCUAUCAUUUCAACACAGCGGACUUUGAGUCGAUGGGAUAUCACUUGUGUGAUACUUUACUGGAUUACUGUGAUCCUGAUGAAUCAAAGUAUGUAACUAUCUUACGAGAGCUGGAGUUGAAAAUGAAGGCGGAUAUAUUGGAGAGGAUGAAGCGCAAAGGCACUGCGGCCCCCACCUUAACUGAGUCUGACAUAGAUCUUGACCUCAAUUAUACUUCUGAUAUCGAAUCGAGCACCGGCGGUUCAGACAGUUCUAUGUCCGAUGGUCUGCCUAUGCAUCUUAUCUAUGCUCCUGAAGGACUGAAGAUGUACGCUGACCAAGAGCAACGAAAGAAGAAGCUGAAGACGAGAAAGGAACGGAACAAGCGGCGAGCCAAAGCUAUGAAAGUCAAAGACGUUUUGCUGGCUGAUGUUGCGACACGGUCUGAGGAAAACCAAGACCGACGAACAGAAGUUAAGUUAGUGUACCAGAAGCAUCACCCAAAACGGUCUGCUCUGCCCAGUUCUGCGCGGAUGAAGUUAGACAAUCCACAGCCACGGAAGCAUGAGCACAAAAACAACAGCAGAUCGUGUACACCAGUGUGCUCAGUGAGGUUGGAUGGUUCUGCAAGUAGGCAUGAUUACCUGGAAGCAGUCACUAAUGCUUACAUGAUGAGUGGUGUGCUGGUAACAGAGUCAAAAGGUGACUCAUCUCUCUUAUGAUGUCAUGUUCAGUUUUGUGCGCUGACUAAGCGGUCUCGUAUCGAUCUGUUAGUAAAUCAUUGUGCUGUGUUCUUGAGCUAACCUCAAUUUUUCCUCUGCCUCCUCAGUUCCCGGAAACUUCGCCUUUAAGUGUAACCGGCAAUUCCCACAGUCCAGUUCUCGUGCUCACUAUAAUACCACCCCGGAAAGAAAGAAUUUUGAACCAAGAAUAAAUUGAACCUUAGUACAUAUCGUGAAAAGCCAAGAAUGCUAUUUUCAAAUUUGUCGUGCAUCGUCCAACUCUCAUUUCAUAUUCAUUCAAUUUUUGGUUGUUGAUUGCUUCUUUGAUGUUCCUAUGCCAAAGUUUCCUAACAUUCUAAAAUAUUUUUAAUAUUUUUAUUUGCGCGCCGCGCAGCUACGUGCGAGCGGUUUAUUCGUAAAAUUCGCCCAGGCCAUCCCUUAUACCCCCAUAUUCAUG